This is a messenger RNA of Peronospora farinosa, 1977 nucleotides long. The record is from the annotation of a GenBank genome assembly. NCBI's taxonomy places the organism in Eukaryota, Oomycota, Peronosporomycetes, Peronosporales, Peronosporaceae.
AUGAAUCUUGCUAAGAUCAUUCUCAUCGCCGCGGCGGCGGCUUUAGCCAACGUCGCAAUUGCUGACGAGACGAAAGGACCACGUGGUCCAGUCAUUGGUAUUGACUUGGGUACAACGUACUCGUGCGUAGGCUUUUACAAGGACCAAAAGGUUGAAAUCAUUGCCAAUGAUCAAGGUAAUCGUAUCACGCCUUCUUACGUUGCUUGGGACUCGAACGAUGAGCGUUUGAUUGGUGAUGGUGCAAAAAAUCAAGCUACGAUUAAUCCGGAGAAGACGUUAUUUGAUGUCAAGCGUCUGAUUGGUCGUAAAUACAAUGACAAGUCGGUCCAAUCGGACAAGAAGUUGUUGCCUUAUGAACUCAUUAAUAAAGAUGGAAAACCUUUUAUUCAAGUGACUGUCAAGGGUGAGAAACGUCAAUUUGCUCCUGAAGAAGUCUCUGCCAUGGUCUUGACAAAGAUGAAGCAGAUUUCGGAAGGAUACAUUGGUCGUGAAGUGUUUGACGCUGUUGUGACAGUCCCUGCUUACUUUAACGACGCUCAACGUCAAGCUACAAAGGAUGCUGGUACCAUUGCUGGUCUGACCGUUCAACGGAUCAUUAAUGAACCGACAGCUGCUGCUAUUGCCUAUGGCAUUGACAAGAAGGCACAAGGAGAGAAGAAUGUGCUGGUCUUUGAUCUAGGUGGAGGAACCUUUGAUGUGACGUUGCUGGCGAUCGAUGGUGGUGUGUUUGAAGUCCUGGCAACGAACGGGGACACGCAUUUGGGUGGAGAAGACUUUGAUCAACGGAUCAUGCAGUACUUUAUUAAGAAGUGGAAGAAAGACAAGAACAUUGAUAUCUCGUCGGACAAGCGAGCGUUGCAGAAGAUUCGUCGUGAAGCAGAACGUGUGAAACGUGCGCUGUCUGCUCAAGCUCAAGCUCGUCUUGAAAUUGAAUCGUUGCUGGAUGGAGAGGACUUUACAGAGUCUUUGAGUCGUGCACGUUUCGAGAAGCUAAAUGAGGAUUUGUUUAAGAAGACACUUGGUCCUGUGGAGAAGGUGAUGAAGGACGCGGACCUCAAGAAGUCGGAAGUUGAUGAGAUUGUGUUGGUUGGUGGUUCGACCCGUAUCCCCAAGGUCCAGCAAUUGAUCAAGGAUUACUUCAAUGGCAAGGAACCGUCGCGUGGUGUGAACCCUGAUGAAGCUGUUGCUUACGGUGCUGCUGUUCAGGGUGGUAUCCUUGGUGGCGAACAGGAUGAACUGACCCAGGACGUGCUUCUGAUUGACGUGGUACCUCUGUCUCAGGGAAUUGAGACUGUUGGUGGUGUCAUGACCAAGUUGAUUAAUCGUAACACUGUGAUCCCGACCAAGAAAUCGCAGACGUUCUCGACUUACCAGGACAACCAGCCUGCUGUGUUGAUCCAGGUGUUCGAGGGUGAGCGUGCUAUGACAAAGGACAACCGUCUUCUCGGCAAGUUCGAGCUCACUGGUCUGCCGCCUGCCCCACGUGGCGUGCCCCAGAUUGAAGUGACGUUUGAGAUUGAUGCCAAUGGUAUCUUGCAGGUGUCUGCUGAGGACAAGGGCACUGGCAAGGCUGAGACGAUCACGAUCACUGCGGAGAAGGGCCGUUUGUCACAGGAAGAGAUUGACCGCAUGGUCCAGGAAGCUGCCGAGUUCGCGGACGAGGACAUGAAGGUGAAGGAUCGUAUCGACGGACGCAACGCUCUGGAGGGCUACCUGUACAGCCUAAAGAACAAUGUCGAGGACAAGUUGGAGGACAAGAUCGACGAGGACGACAAGGAUACGGUCUUGACUGCUGUGCAGGACGCCAUGGACUGGUUGGAGGACAACCAGGAGGUCGACAAGGAGGACUUUGAGGCGAAACAGAAGGAGGUCGAGAAGAUUGUAAACCCUAUCAUGUCGAAGGUGUACCAAACGGGCGGAACUGCUCCGGAGGAAGAUGGCGACGACGAUGACGAAGACGAGCACGACGAAUUGUAA